Molecule: messenger RNA, 5804 nt
Organism: Sitophilus oryzae (rice weevil)
Lineage: Eukaryota; Metazoa; Arthropoda; Insecta; Coleoptera; Curculionidae
Product: probable serine/threonine-protein kinase DDB_G0282963
Exons: 12
Coding region: 144-4238 (1364 amino acids)
Cellular component (GO): extracellular region
Molecular function (GO): chitin binding
Source: RefSeq, a predicted model, not a curated record
UGUCACAUGCCGAAAUCUUCCAUUCUUUAUUAGAAAAACUUUAAAUAUUUGAAAAAAAAAUGAAAUUGCUAGUCAAAACAAUUUACACCGUGUAUAUGGGAAAACUUGCCAUGUAAAAUACAUGAAGCUAUUUUAUAGUGAAAAUGAUUACAUAUUUCACUUUUCAUGCUGAAAUUAAAUGUAAACACAUAAAAAACCUGUACGAAGAAGGAUUUUCUUACGUAAUUAUAAAGAAGAGAAUCCCACCUUCGAUGGAGCGAUAUCACAUCUUUAAAUUAGGCCUGGCCAUUCUCUUUUAUGCAGCUUAUUGUUUUAGACCAAUGCUAGUCUACGGUUUGAAAGCCGACGACAACCUAGAGCAAAACAGAAAAAUACAAAAUGCCAACAAUGACUACUUUCAAUACCUCCAAGGUAUUGAAGGUAAACCAAAAAGGGACUACCCUGCUUAUUCCUACAUUCCUAGGACAUCUUUUAGCUGUAGAGGCAUCAAAUCUGGAUAUUAUGCUGAUCUAGAGACUGAAUGUCAGGUAUUUCACAUAUGCGAAGAUGGAAGAAAAAUCUCGUUCUUAUGUCCCAAUGGUACCAUAUUCCAACAAAAAGAGCUUAUAUGUGAAUGGUGGAACAAAGUAAAUUGUACCAACUCACCUAAUCUCUAUGAGGAAAGUGCUGAAAAGCUUCAGAAUGACAUUGCUAGAAGGAAAGCUUCAAGAAAAAACGAUUCUUUAAAUGUUGAAUUUAACCAUGGAGCUGUUAUGAGAACUGAAGAACGUGUCUCAACCAGAAGCAGAUACAACCGACCAAGUCAAACGAAGAAUACCAACAGAAUACCUAACAAUAACGACAUAGAACAACACAUUGAACAAGCAGAAUCAAAUAACAGGCACCUAGCAAAUGCCCAAAGAAACUUAAAUCAAAUUUACCAAUCUGAAAGAACUUCUAAAUCCAAACAAACCAAAAAAGAUAUUGAACAAGAAACUGGGAAUUUUGGAACUAACAACAAUUAUGACACGGAACAGAAUAGACAGAUUAAGAAAAUAGAUGUUAAUUCAAAAAAUGAUUUUAGUUUUGGUGAAAAAAUUGGUAAUUCUGGUACAUCUUUCAGAGGAAGUACUAAGUACACAACGAAAAACAAAGAAGAAAGAGUUACGGAAGAAAGAAAUUCUUUUAGCACCCAAAGAACUAAGAUUUAUAACCAUAAUUAUUUUAGUACUAGUGAAGAUACAUUAGAAGAUGGAUCAAAUAAUAAUAAGCCUAAAACACAACAAAAUACAAACUUCGGAAAAAAUAAUUUCAAUUCAAAUGUAAAUUCUGGUGUACCAAAUAACAUAAAUCAUUAUUCUUCUACCAGAAGUCCUGCUGAUUCUUCAUAUUCAAGAAAUCUUGAAACUUCCAAUAACAACUAUCUUUCUCCUACUUCCACAGAGUCGUCAAACCCAAAUAUUGUCUCUACUUAUCAUACAGCAUCUUCAUCUACCUACAAACCCCAAUAUCAACAAAAUUAUGGUUCUUCUAAGGCUCCAAAUUACGAAGUUCCUCCUUCAACACAUCGAUCAGUAGUAUCUACACCCAGGAGUGUGAAUCAAGCUUCAUAUAAUUCUUUCCAAAAUCAAAUACCUGUAAAAAUAAUAAAUGACGAAACCGCACAAAGAAAGAAUUUUGAAACUGAAUCAAACAACAGUCAGGAACUUGAGACACAAGUCCCUGAAGAAUCUUCAUCUUUCGUUAAAAAUUCGUUUAACAGCAUCAGAGAUGGUACCUAUAAAACAUCUUCUGGUAUAUCCAAUCAUCGAAGUACAUACUCUGAUGUAAAAGACCUUAGUUUUCUUGAAGCACCUAAGGUUUCAGCUAUAUCCUCUAUUACACCGCAUCUAGUUACUACCCAGCCGAUUAACAGCGGUAAACCUUUCGUAGGUAGUAGAAUUGGGACAACUUUACUACCAAACCAACCUACAACUCAGUCAAAGUACACUUAUUUACCCAAAAACGAUAACAAGGACUUGUUCAACCUUGGCAGUACCGAUAAAACCCUUCCUCCCAUUUACACUACUACAGCGUUAACAAAUCCUAUUCCAACAGAACCUUUUAAUCUCGGAAACACCGAUAGUACCCUUUCAACGAAUGUACCCCUUAAUUAUCACACUACAACUUAUAAACCUUUGGAUUUACCAGUACCUGAACAAGGAUCUUUUAAUACUGGACCACGUGAACCUGUGUAUGAACCACCUUUUAUCAAGAAAACGGUACCACUACUCUACCAAUCUAACUCAACUGAAGCACCAUCAAAUCAAGCUACUGUAUAUGGUACUUUCGUCUCUACCAACACGCCUUACAGUCCUACAGUACCAACUGUAACACCAAGUAAUUCUUUUUAUCCUAGUACCAACCACGGAAUACCUAUAAGGUUUGAGAAAGGACAGGAUAAGGUGUCAGUGCAGUUGUCAAAGAAUAUUUUUGGUGAGAGACAGCCGAUUAAAACUAGUGGUGAUGAGUAUGUGAGAUUUAAUACUCAAGUGAGGGUUAGAGGAGAUGGUAGUAGUACUACUCCAGCUAGUAGUACUCAACAGAAUGGGUUCUUUCUUACUAGGGAUUAUAAUAGUGGUUUUAAUUCUCCUAUUCAGAGGGCAAAGGCGUUUGAGAAGAGUAAUGAUUUUGUCCAAGAUAUAAAUAAAAUUAAUCUAAACCAAAACCAGAAAACAAAACCUGUAUUUCCAUCGUAUGAAAUCUCAAGUCCAAGACCUUUUGGUACCCAACAAGGACCCACAGACCCUACUCCAUACACCACAACCGGAUCACCACCAACUUCAGGAAACGUCUACGAUAACUUAGACAACAUGAUCGGAGUCCUUCAGGAAAUUGCUUCUUACAACACUGCCCAAAACAACGAAGUACCAUCCAGAAGUGGCUUGGUGAUUCCCCCAAGCGUUGGACCGCAAACUCUUCAUUCUCUCGCACAGUACUUUGCUAAUGAAGUUGGUGAAAACGAAGCUGAAUUGGAAGGGGAUGCCAAGGAGAGACUGACAGGGUUGUUGACAGCUAUGACAGUUCAUGGGUAUAACAACUUAUUUAAUUCUGAAUCUACUUCUACAACUACAUCUCCGACAACAUCAAGUGCUUCUACUACAAUCCUAACAGAUUCAAGAAUUGGAAAUGAUAAUAUUCAAACAAAUACUGCACAAGUAACUGAGCCUACUAAUGUCAAUGAAAAUGACUUACUGUCAACCACCGCUUUGCCAGAGUUACGUCAAUUGGCACGUAAUUUCUCUUUGGCAUUGUCCAGUUAUUUGAACAAUCCAGAGAAUUUCAGAAAAACUUUGGAAAGCUUUAGGCCUACAGAACCACCCCCAUUAGAAGGUACAGAUAUACCAGAUACUAUAUCUAAUGCUGACGAAGAAAUACUGAAUUUCUCCGACCAGGACAUCAAACCAAGCACUUCAACUUUUGCACCCUCACCAACAUGGGGCUUCAUUGUCGCUUCCGGUGGUGACAAAUCCGUAUCGGAAGAAGUGAAGAACUCUCUGAAUCCUGAUCUGAACACUGCAGAUUCUCAGUCUUUUGUACCUCGGUUCAAUGCUGUUAAUGUUGCCGAGAAACAACCACAGAGUCGUAGUAGUUUCACUGAUUUACCCCCAGGGCAUUGGACUACUAGUCCUAGGGCAACUACUUUGUGGCAAAAGACUUUAUCGAUUAAUCCAGCAAUACUGAAUGAUAACCUUGAUUCAUCGACUCAAUUGCCAUCUGAUGAUGGACAGACUGAACCAGAACUAUACAACCAAGAAACUUUUAAUACAAAUAUCGGACAACCUCACUCUGAAAUUAACUACGAAUUACGAGAAUUGCCAUCUUUGAGUCUCAAUUCGACACAGGUGCACGGUAUUUUGAUUGACUUCAUGAACACCUCAAAACAGGACGAGCACAAUCGUCUACAUCGUAUUUUGAAGAAACUGAACACUUCAGAAGAAGAAUUCUUAAACAAAAUGAAGGAAAUCGAAUCCAAUCCUUUGACCAAACGACUGAUUUUGCUGCUUAUUAGCGAAUGCGGUUCUGAUUUGUCCAAGGACCUCAAGAAUAGUGAAGUAAGCAGUCCUGUAGUUCCCAGUAAUAGUGAAGUAAAACGAGAAAAUCAUAAUUUGGACAGGCUAGUUCAUGAAGAUCUUAAAGAAGAUAGACAAGAUGCGAGGGCACUGCAGCUAUUGAAUAGUUUGUACCAUAUUGCCUCCAGGUUUGGUAAAAAACGAUAACACUGUUCAUCUAAACGAAUAUUUCGUUGAUAAAAAUGGUUUUUAAAAAGGCGAAUGUCAUAAAGAAACGUAGCUUAUUGACACCUUCAACAGCUUCAACUUAAAAAAUAAGAAUGAAGUUGACAGUUAUUACUUUUGAAAUUAAUAAAGCAAUAAUUUGAACGUUCACAAAACAUUAUGCUGCUCUCUAUUUAUUUGAUUGUGUUACUUAUUAUUUAAAAACAUAACUAUUUUGUGUAUUCAUUAUUCAGCAAUGCCUUUUACUCAGCAAUGUUUCUGAUUACUCAUUACUAUUAAUAGCACUUACUUAGUACACAAAGUAGUAGCGGUAAAAAGUAACACAUCCGCGCAGUAUUCAUUGUAAUAGCGAUACUAUGAAAUGUACUUUACUAAAUAAUGAAUAAAAUGAAGUAUUCAUUAGCAGUAAUGAAUAUCUUUGAUUGGGCAUUUAGUAUCAAUAAUGAAUACUUUGAUGUACCGUAUGAUCGAAAAUAAACGGCGUCAGCGAUGGCUAUGAAAUGAAGAUCGCUGUCAUUUUACAUUAUGUAAAUUUAUAUGGGCAAUGUCAUCGAUGUUCAUUUCAUAGCCAUCGCUGACGCCGUUUUUAUUCGAUCAUCCGGUAUAUAUUCGUUGUUGAGACUAUGAUGUCUUAAAUCAUUUGAAUGAUAAUCAGUUAUCUGCUAUAGCAUAACAAUAAAGAAGACACUUUGAGAACGUCUUUAUUCCCCAAAAAAUAUAAUUAAAAAAAUGUGCAUUUUAAAUUCAACUUUUCUCUAUUUUUGUUGCUUAUUAUCUAUGACUUAUUUAUACACAAAAAUAAUAAUUACUAUCAAUAAAUUCGUAAUAUCUUUACAAAUAAAACUGAAAUUCGAUUUAUUAACUUUAAAAAUAAAUAACAAAAAUAUUAUUUUUCUGCAGGGUAAAAUAUAACAAAGUAGAGUUUACAGAGAAAAUUUGAAAAAAAUGCUUUUAAUUAUAUUUAAUAAAAUUACCUAAUAUGCUGAUUUACUAUUAAAUUAUAAAAUUUAUAAUUUGUCACAACUAUGAACAGAUUUUUGACUUUAAUUUAAAAUAACAUUUAUUUGCCUUUUUAAUUAGAAAAUACAUUAAAACUGGAAAUUUAUGCUCAAAAGCGUUUUUGUUGCCUUUAAUGAUUAAUAUUCCUAUAUUUAAUUUAUUCAGUGUUAGUAAUAAGUAGCAAGUUUUAUAGUUUUUAUUAUCAGAAUUUUAAAAUAGUUAUUAGUUAAACAUACAGGGCAUUUUAUACGACAAUUGUUUUUAACACAACGAAGAUAUAAUAAGAAUGAAUUAUUUAAGUAAUAAUUUUAUCUUAGAGAAAAACUUCAUAAUUAAUAGUUAAACAAAAUAUAUAGUGACUUUCUGCUAUAAUCAAAUGAGCUAAACAGCCAUCAAGGGAUACAAUCUAUAUUGGUUUCAUUAUUUAUUUAUACUGAUUUAUGUAUAUAGUAUAGAAACCUACUAAUAUAUGUGAAAAAUCAACUUAAUUAUAGUAUUUUUACAGGUAUACAUAAUAUGUACUUAUUUUAUAUAAAUAUUAUAAGAUUA